Molecule: messenger RNA, 2172 nt
Organism: Fonsecaea erecta
Lineage: Eukaryota; Fungi; Ascomycota; Eurotiomycetes; Chaetothyriales; Herpotrichiellaceae
Exons: 1
Coding region: 1-2172 (723 amino acids)
Biological process (GO): rRNA processing
Cellular component (GO): nucleus; Mpp10 complex; sno(s)RNA-containing ribonucleoprotein complex
Source: RefSeq, a predicted model, not a curated record
AUGGCCGACCCUGGGGCGCUUGUCACCACGCUUUCGACGUCGACCCAUGCCUUCCUACAGCCUUCGUCCUCUCUCCACUCUGAGGUCUUGGCCUAUGUGAAAUCGAUUCUCGACCCUUUGGCUGCCAAUGUGGCUACUGCGCAAAAGUUGCAGCGAGAGAGGAACAGGAAGAAGAGAAAGCGGAGUGAUGUAGACCGGGAAGAGGAGGUCUUGCAACUCCGUCAAGUUUACACAGAUGGCCUCGCGGUGAAGCAGGUGUGGGAGCAGACGAAAAGGAUCUUGGAUGCUUCCUGUAAAGAGACAGAGAGAGAUAUUGCUGUUCACAAAACUAGAGUGCAGGCAGAGUCGCAGGAGCAGAUUGCCAGCAAAGGCCUUGGGACGGAUGGAUUCGAGGCAGAAGAUGGGUCAGAAGAUGAAGACGAAGAUGAAUUGUCUGACUACGAGGACAUGCAGGGGGACGUGCUAGAGGACGAGUAUAGUGAUGAAGAGGACGGUGCAGAAGAGUUUGAUGAUCUCGAAGACAUCGAGGAUAUCGAGACAGAAGAUUCUACGUCGGAAGCCGGUCAGCAGGACCCUGGAACAUAUGUGCAAGAUCCAAAUGGCCUCAACGAUGGCUUUUUUUCCAUCGACGACUUCAACAAGCAGACCCAGUUUCUCGAACAGCAGGAUGUACGCGGUGAAGACGACAAUCCGAGCGACGAGGAUGAGAUCGAUUGGGAUGCAGAUCCUCUAACCAUGCCUUUCCAUAAACCGAAAGCGACUUCUGCCAGCCAGGCUGAGCAAAGGAAAGAACUCUCGGACGUCGAAGAAUCAGACGAAGAAGACGGCCCAACAUUUGGGAACGCCGACCUCAAUGCCGAAGAUAGCGAUGACGAUAUGAUGAGCCAGGACGAGGAGGCUCUCAACGAUGGGAUCGACGGCCUGCAAAAUACCAAUGAGAUUCGCUACGCCGACUUUUUCGCGCCGCCGCCCAAGAAACUAUCAAAGACAACCCGGAUGCGAGCACUACCGAAGACUCAACCGAUCAAACAACCCCGAGCACCGGAUGAAGACUUUGAGAGCGACAUGCAACGAGCAAUUUCAGAUGUUCGACGUGAUUUACUUGGGUCGGAUGAAGAAGGCUCUGAUUUGGAAUCUGGAAGUGAUAUGGAGGGCACACGCAGGUCAAGCCAGAACAUGUCCACCCAUGAAAAGCAGCGAGCCGUCAUCGCAGCUGAAAUCCGCCGCCUUGAGGCAGCCAACGUGGCCAAACGAGACUGGACUCUCUCGGGGGAGGCCCGCGCUGCAGACCGCCCUCUCAACUCUUUGAUCGAAGAAGACUUGGAGUUCGAGCGAGUUGGUAAGCCUGUGCCUGUGGUGACCGCCGAGGUCUCGGAAGACAUCGAACAGCUGAUCAAACGACGCAUCUUGGCCCGAGAAUUUGAUGAAGUUAUUCGCCGUCACCCCGACAGUUUAGGCGCUGCGAAUGAAACGCGCAGAGGACGGGUCGAAGUCGAUGACACGAAGCCUCAGUCUGGCCUCGCCGAAAUUUAUGAGCAAGACCAUCUUCGUGCUACAGAUCCAGGCUAUGUCGAUAAAAGAUCCGCGGCGACCAAGAAACAGCACGAAGAGAUCUCAAGGCUGUGGAAAGAGGUGUCAAGUCAACUGGAUCUACUGAGCAAUCUACAUUUCAAGCCCAAACGCGUGGAAGUAGAGAUCAAAAUAGUUGAAGACAAACCCACUAUCAGCAUGGAGGAUGCCAGGCCCGUCGGAAUGGGGGUCAAUGCGGAGGAGAGCAUGCUUGCACCUCAAGAGGUGUAUCGACCGGGUGAAGAGACGGACAAGAAGGGCAACCUGGUCGUUCGAAAAAGCGGUGCAAGCGUCAGCAAAGAGGAAAUGACACGAGAAGAGAAAUUGCGCCGGAGAAGAAGGGAGAAGGAGCGGAUGAAGAAAGCACACGGAAAUGCAUCGACUUCAGGGGUCGGUACGAGUGCUAAAGGUAGAGACGGCGAUGCCAGGAAGCCCAAAGCUAAAUCCAGAGAGCAAGAGAAGGCAGACAUCUUGUCUGAGCUGCGUAAAGGCAACGUCAAGGUUGUGGGAAAGAAGGGAGAAUUGCAGGACCUGGGCGGGAAGAAAGGGAACAAGGGAGGUGUCCCUGCCGGGGCGUUGGCAGGAGGGGCACUGAAGUUGUAG